Messenger RNA from Symbiodinium sp. CCMP2592, 1035 nucleotides. NCBI's taxonomy places the organism in Eukaryota, Dinophyceae, Suessiales, Symbiodiniaceae. The record is from the annotation of a GenBank genome assembly.
AUGACGCCGGUGCCCGUCAUCUCGCUGCCCAAAGCUACGGAGGCCGAACACUUCGUGAUCCAUUCCGAUGUCGGGACCCCUUCGGGGUCCAUGCCGGGCCUUCCAAGGCAGCGCCGUCGGGACAACCUGAGCCGGAGGAAGCCCUCGCCGACCUCCGAGGGGCAACAGAGGCCGGGAAGCUCGGAGAAGCCAGAGCCCAGACUGGAGUCAGCUGUUUCGGCUGUCGAGCCCGACGUGGCCCGGGCAUCUCCCACUUCCCGGCUGCGUCGCGAGAAUGACGUCUUGCGCAUGCAGGUGCAAGCUCUGCGAGAGGUCCAGGAACAGACGGCAGAGAUCCACUGGCAGGUCAUCUCAGACAUUGUGGCGGAGCGGAACCUCUACGAAUCACGGUGGCGCGAGGCCGUGGCUUCCGAAAUCAGGCCAUCGAGGAAGACGGUGUCCCUAACCACUUCCAGCGCCUCCACUGCCACAGAGACGGCGCCGCCUGCACCAGUUGCAUCAUCCGCGCCAGCUGUGCCGUCUGCGCCGAGGUCCGUUCCCGCACGGGUUUACACACUCACGCCCAGCCUCUGCCGCCGGGUUUGGCAGCGGCCAGUUGUGGAUCGCCUUCUGAGGUCGCCCACUCCGGUCCCCGUGACCAGCUACACCUUGCGCCCCAGCUCUCUGUACACUUGCGCCGGCACCCCGGCUCCAUCAGAUGGCCGGAGGUCACCGGUGCCCUCUCAGGCUGCGCCGAUGAGGGUGACGUCGGUGGAGCAGCCUUCAGUCAUCCGCAGUGCAGUUCGCCUUCGGAGUGCGCCGGUCGUGAGCCCAGCUCUGGCGAAGGCGCCAGCUGCAAGUGAGCCCACUGGGCCGACUGUGUCAGAGCCAUCUCUGGUGACGACGAAACCCCUGGAGGCGAGCAAGAUCCUUGCGUUGCCAACCCCUUGUCGGCAAGGAGGACGUGCGCGCAGCAAGGACAAGGAGAAGCGGCGAUGCUCACGCUGUGGUUUCGAGGAGGCCAUCGAUAAAGGCUGCUGCACGCCGUCGGCCUGA